Glycine soja is the source of this 441-nucleotide messenger RNA. Its product is annotated as phosphoglycerate mutase-like protein AT74. Gene Ontology annotation, molecular function: phosphatase activity. The transcript is spliced from 2 exons. NCBI's taxonomy places the organism in Eukaryota, Viridiplantae, Streptophyta, Magnoliopsida, Fabales, Fabaceae. Bases 1 to 441 code for a protein of 146 amino acids. The record is from RefSeq and is a predicted model, not a curated record.
AUGAUUGAUGUACUUCCAAAGGGAAGAAUAUUGAUGCAGCAUAGGGAGUCUCAGGGAAAUCGGGACACGACGACGUACACCACCAUACCUGAUCACAACAUUCAGUCAACGGCGCAAAGCAUGGCUCAGGCCCUUCCCACCAACGAGCACCUCCACCGCGAGAUAGGCAACGAUGACUGCUCCCCUGAUUGGCGGGUGCAGUUCUACGUGUCCCCUUACGUCCGCACCCAAUCGACGUUAUGCGAUCUUAGAAGGUGUUUGUUGAAGAAGAGGAUCAUCAGUGUGAGGGAAGAGUCACGAAUUCGAGAACGAGAUUUUGAGAAUUUUCAGGUGAAAAGGGAGAUGAAGAUAAACCCAAUUAAUGAUAACACCUAUUCCACAGUUUUUGAGGAAAAACUACAAGUGAAGAAAAGAUGUGAUGAAGACUCUUCCACUUAUUGA